AUGGGUUUAACGACCACCGUGAGCCCCCUGGUUGAAUUCGGACUGCGCACUAUAGGGAUUUGGCCGGGAUCUUACAACAUCUUAUAUCGGGCUUUUUGGACGAUCACCUUAGGUCUCGCUCAAACAUUCCAGCUCAGGUAUAUCGCUGCCUGCAUUCAAACUGCUAAUUUGCUCGAUCUGGUAGAUAGCGUCAGCACCACACUGCCUUACAGUUUGCUCUGUUUGAAGCUGAUUAUUCUCUGGCAAAAUAAGAGACUGUUUAAUAACAUUUUAAUAUUAAUGUCACAAGAUUGGCGCAACUGCGGUACCACCGCCAUCAACGUGCGUAUCAUGACAAGUAAAGCAAAUCUUUCUCAUCGUUGCUCGUUGCUGAUUAUUGGGGUAUAUGCAAUGGCCGUUGUGGUCUAUGUUUCCGUUAUAAUGGAAUAUAAUACUAUCGGUAAAGGGUCCGACAAAGAGGAGAAUCAACUUUUUCUUAAGAUGGAUUUCCCUUUUGUUUAUGAAUUCUCUCCUGUUUACGAAAUCGUGAUGUUUGUUCAAUUUGUACAGUUGCUGAGCAACGCCUCGGUAAUUGGGAUGCUGGAUGCGUUUAUCAUAACAUUGGUACUUCAUAUAAGCGGACAGAUAGAUAUUGUGUGCCGAGGAUUACUCGAACUCUUCUCAAAAGAUUGCGAAUCUAAAUCGUACAAGGAUGCGAAGAGCGCAAUUAUCCGUAGGCAUCAAAAUGUCAUUGCAUUUUCAGACAAUGUCGAAAGUCUUUUCUCUUACAUUGCACUAAUGCAGUUUCUUACGAACACGCUUGUCAUAUGCUGCAUAGCAUUCGUGAUCGUGAUAACGAUCAAUGCUAACAAAGGCUACAUCAUGUUAUUGAAAUCCUUAUUUUUUUACAUUGCUAUCACUUUGGAAGCGUUCAUCUUCUGUUUUGCUGGAGAAUAUCUUAGUAAUAAGAGCAAAUCAGUCGCAAAUGCAGCUUACGAGGCUAUUUGGUACGACGUGAAACCUUGUGAAAGUAGAAUUUUAUUGAUUUUAAUAUUGAGAUCACAAAAACGAUUGACUUUAACGAUUGGAAAAUUUAACGAUCUGUCUUUGAAAGUUUUUGCAAGUAUUUUAAAAGCUUCUGCUUCAAGCGUAUCGGUGCUACUUGCAAUGUCAUGAUCAAAUAGAUAUGAAAUAAACAAAUAGAUAUGAAAUACGAAAUCGAUACAAAUAUAUACACAUAUUUGCAUUAUA
Messenger RNA from Solenopsis invicta (red fire ant), 1230 nucleotides. Its product is annotated as odorant receptor 4. Gene Ontology annotation, cellular component: plasma membrane. Gene Ontology annotation, molecular function: odorant binding; olfactory receptor activity. The record is from RefSeq and is a predicted model, not a curated record. Lineage: Eukaryota; Metazoa; Arthropoda; Insecta; Hymenoptera; Formicidae. The transcript is spliced from 6 exons. Bases 1 to 1155 code for a protein of 384 amino acids. Gene Ontology annotation, biological process: sensory perception of smell; detection of chemical stimulus involved in sensory perception of smell.